CGGCUUAGUCCUCUGGGCUAUAAAUUCCCAAGGCUGCUUUCCUUCAACUAGCUUCAGAGCAGAGAUACCAUGGAUCUCACUGCCUCACCUGCGUUCUUCUUGAUCCUCUGCUGCUGCCUUUGGUCUGUGGAAGCCCGAAACUUUAAUUCCGUCCUUUCUGUGACAAAUGGAGGACCUUGGGGUAGCUGGGGGGUAAUCCAGUUUUGCCCUCAGGGAUAUGCUCAUGGCUUCUCACUGAAGGUAGAGCCAAACCAAGGUGGUGGUGUCAAGGAUGAUGAUACAGCCCUAAAUGGAAUUCGCCUGCACUGCACUGACAGUUCAGUAAUUGAGUCUGCAACUGGACCGUGGGGAUCCUGGACAGGGAUUCACUACUGCCCCCAAAGCAAUCUGAUCUCUUUCUCUCUGAGAGUGGAAGCACCCCGGGGCAAAGGUGACGAUACGGCUGCCAACAACAUCCAGUUCACCUGUCAAGAUGGAACUGGGCUGAUGGGCCAGGGACUUACCUGGGGUAAUUUUGGUGCAUGGAGCAAUCGCUGCUCCUCUGGUUAUAUCUGUGGGAUCCAGACAAAGGUGGAGGGUCUCCAAGGCAAGGACGAUGAUACAACACUUAAUGAUGUGAAGUUCUUCUGCUGUGACUGAACGCUAUGUACCUGCACCCUUUACAGCGUAUAUCUGCUACUUUUUGGUAGUCAUGAAGGUUAACGACAAUUAAAUAUUGUCUUGAGAA
Messenger RNA from Podarcis muralis (Common wall lizard), 727 nucleotides. RefSeq names its product vitelline membrane outer layer protein 1-like. Lineage: Eukaryota; Metazoa; Chordata; Lepidosauria; Squamata; Lacertidae. The record is from RefSeq and is a predicted model, not a curated record.